Messenger RNA from Cladocopium goreaui, 2142 nucleotides. NCBI's taxonomy places the organism in Eukaryota, Dinophyceae, Suessiales, Symbiodiniaceae. The record is from the annotation of a GenBank genome assembly.
AUGGGUGCCAUUGGGAUGAACUGCAAACGAUGUGACAACGAGGAAGAUCCUUUCAGUGCCUUGGCGGUGCGAUCAAAGCUGCCCACGGAGGAGAAGACGUUGCUGGAACGCCUGGAGGGUCGCUGGGUGCGUAAGGAUGGUCAGGAGAUGGGCGAAGUCAUCGGCGCUCAAGGGAUGCUACGAUGGAGCAAGGAUCCUGCGGAUCCCUUGGAAGAGGAAGAGUUCUAUCAGGACCACCGGGAUGAGCUCCUAGAAAUGCUUCGCGGGAACCAGGCCAAGCUCCAACCAAGAAGUGAGGGUGGAGUGGGGCUCCUAAACCAAGGAGCCACAUGCUACAUGAACUCCCUGUUGCAGUCCCUGUUCAACAUCCCUGAGUUCCGCUUGGCCGUUUACCAGUUUGAAUAUCUUCCUGAACUGCAUGGAGACCCAAGCCGGUGUAUCCCCUUGCAAUUGCAGCGCUUGUUUGCCGAGCUCCAGCUCUCACGGUCUUCGGCCAUCAGUACCAAGGAGUUGACAACAGCCUGCGGCUUUACGGGUCGAGAUGCCAUGGAACAACAUGACGUGCAAGAGCUGUGCCGAGUGCUGUUCGAUGCGCUGGAAAGGUCGUCUUCCAUGUUGGCCGAAGUAAUUCGAGACCUGUACAGUGGCAAAGUGAUGCAUUACACCCGCUGCGCCGAGGAGCGUCAGGGUCGGGUUUACGAAAGCCGGAGGCCUGCGAGCUACAUGGACCUCCAAGUCCCAAUCCAGGACUGCAAGAGCUUGGAGGAAGCCUUACGACAGUUGGUGAAGCCUACGCUGCUGUCGGGGGACAACCAGUGGUUAUGCGAGGAGUUGGGUGAAAAAGUGGACGCAUUCAUCGGGACCACCAUCGAUACUCUACCCAAAAUCCUUUGCUUGCAACUCCUGCGCUUCAUUUUUGAUGUGCAGCUCAUGCGGCGCAAGAAGCUGUCGGACUCCUUGGCCAUCCCAUUGGAGCUGGAUGUUAACUGCUUGGGACAUGAGGGGAGCUACGAACUGUCAGCAGUUUGCUUGCACAGUGGGACUGCUCAUGGUGGACAUUACCACGCCUUCAUUCGCGAUUUGCACAGUGGUGUUUGGAAGGAUGCCAAUGACUCCAGAGUGCACAUUCUAGGGCAACGCCAAUGCGAAGCUCUGUUUGCUGCUGAAGCCAGUGGUCCAGUGCUUUACUCUUCUGAUGCUUAUUUUUUGCUGUACCGCAAGACUGGCAUGCCCACACCGGAUUUGCAGGUGAUGGUGCCCCCGCGUUUGAGUCGCCCCAUCCUGGCAGAGAAUCAGCGCCUGACGCUGCUGCAGCGGGCCUUCGAGCUGCAUCGACGCCUAGUGGAGGUGAAAAUCCACCUGCCUUCCUCGGCUCCGCUUCUGCAGCGGCGCUAUUUCUCGCAGCAGCUCGCAGGCCUCGUGGAAGAGGAGGAGGAGGAGGAGGUUCCAGCCGUGUUCUUCAGUAGCCUGGACAGCCGGCCUGAAAAGAUACUGGAAAGGGCACUGAAAAGCUUUGCGGAGCUGGAUCGGAAGCAUUUGGAUCUGCAAGCUCUCAGUUCUGCUAGGCUUUGGCAUUUCGAUCCCCUGCGUGGCGUGGCCAAGAGCCUUUUCGCUGGGGCCAGCAGCGGUGGCUACGGCGGCCGCGUGGAGCUUGUUUUGCAGACGCAAGGCCCUGAGCCAUGUGCCGAGCCACACACGGGGGAGUUGCUGCUCCUGGUGCUGUGGCCCUCUGGGCAGCGGUUGUCGCUGCAGCACACCACUACGGUACCAUGGUGUAAGGUGGUGAAGCAGGAAGACGAAAACUGCAAGGCUGCAGCUUCCGGCCUUACGCCACCAGAGACUUUGCAGCCUGAAGCUGCUGCCGAUUCCAGUGACGACGAGCUGCCGGACAUCUUCGAUUCUGCAAUGCCAGUGAGACCUUCUGGGCCGAAGCCUUCGACCUUGGCAGACGUGCGCAGUGCUGCAGCAAAGCUAUGGAACCUCCCACUUGAAGCCACUGUGCUGGUGGCACUGACGGGUAUGCAGGCGGGCCAAGAAAUUGAAGGUGAUGAAGUCACAUUGCAAGAGUGUGGCUUGUCUCCUGACGACAUUCUUUGCGUCGAGCAGCGUUUGGAUGGAGGAUGGGGCCUUCCGCAACGAUGA